Paramecium sonneborni is the source of this 8249-nucleotide messenger RNA. The record is from the annotation of a GenBank genome assembly. Lineage: Eukaryota; Ciliophora; Oligohymenophorea; Peniculida; Parameciidae.
AUGAUUUUAAUAAUCUCACUCUUUAGAAUGUGCUUAUGUGAAAAUUAUUAUGUUUCAGAGUAGACAAAAUUAAUAUUGAGUGUUGAAUGGGAUGAUAUAAAACUUGGAUUAGGAGUUUUAUCUUAAUAUUGCCCUAUGGGAGUAAAUAAAUAUCAGUAUGAAUAAUCAAGUGAUCAUUAUUAUUACUUUUUAUAAAGUGCUUACUUUGGAGAGAGAAAUGAAUUUCUUUAUUUAAUCUAUAUGGAAAUUUAAACUGCUGAGAAAUAAUUUAUAUUUUAUGUUCAGUUUAAUUUAGAAGGUAAAUGGAUUGAAUGUACUUUUCCAUUUAAAGCAAGGGAGGUAGAAGGCAUCUUAAUUAAAACAAUCAUAUAUUAUUAAGACACAGAAUAAUUUAUUAUAGAAUAAUUAUGGGGACAUGAUUAACGAUUCCGUUUUACAUUUCCUUAUACAUAUUUACCAAAAAUUUAAGUAACUUUAAACUCAGGAGGAAUUUACUCAGUAAUAAAUAUAUCUUAUUUUAGGAUAUUAAUCCUAUUACAAAUAAAAAUAUUUUAUUAAAAUAAUUUCCAGGUUAAAUGAAAGUAGUACGCUUAUUUGAAAAAGAUUUGGAAAGACCUUGGAAUGAUUUAAUUGAGCCAGAGGGUUUAACUGCUUUGAUAUUAGAGAAAGAAAUUAUAAAUUUAGAAGAAAAAUAUUCAAACAUGUUUUAUACUAUUUCAACCAUUACUGGAAGAUAUUAUAAGGUUUCUUUCUGGGCUAAAACAGAAAAAUUAUAUGAUAACAGCUUUAAUUAGAUUAUACAUAUAAUUAGAGUAGUAGCUAAUCGUUAUACACAAGACUUUAAAGUAAUUGGAUCUAAUUCAUUUGUGUUGGAAUAUGUAUACAAUAGAUUAACUCAAUAAUGGAAAUUUAGGAUCAAUUUUUAUUCUUAUAUAAUUCCUAUUCUAAUACCUUAGAUGGCAAAUGAUAAUUUGUUAAAUAAUACUGAUGAAUUUAUAAUAGAAGAAUACUCAUACAUUAAUACUUGGCAUUUUAUAACAAUUUAAUAUUAGCCAAAUAAUAUUAAUUUUAAUUUUGAAAAUCCUAAAUUCAAUUAUUAAAUAAAUAAACUUUAUGAAGAUGUUUAUUAAUUUUCAUAAAUUUAUUAUCGAUUAUAUUUAGGAGGGUUAAUAUUGGAUGCAAACACAUUAACAAGAUCAUUUGCUUUAAUAUCCUUUUAUGAUUAUAAUUAAGAAUAUUUUAAGUGUCAUAUAUCAUGUCAAACUUGCUUUGGUCCCUAAUAUAAUAAUUGUUAAAGCUGUCCUCCUGAUUCAAAUCGAGUUUUCAAUCCUAAUGAAUCUACUUGUUAAUGUUAAUUAUGGUAUGUAGAAAUUUCUGAUUAAAUUUGUAAAUUAGUUACUAAUUAAGAAAUCAUAUUAACUUUAGAAGAUGAUUAUGAAACUGAAACAAUAAAUUGUCUCUUUGGAGAAUUUGAAUAUAAUGGAAACUGCUAUUAAUGGUAACAUAUAUUUAUAUAUAAAGUCCUUUAGCAGGUCAAGAUAAUUAAAUUAUAUGUUCAGCUUGUUUAAUGAGACCUACAGAUUGGAUUUAAAAUCCAAAAUGUUUAGAUAUAUAUUAUCAACAUUAAAAUAAUCCUAAUAAUCAAUAUGUGUAAUUAAUUAUUGAUGAAGAAUUAUCAAAUCUAUACUAUAUAUUUCAAAGUGCUGAACUUUAACCAUGUCACGGUUGCAAAAUAUGUCAAAAUAAAGAAGAUAAAACAUGUCAAUUAUCAUCUUAUACUCAUUUAGAUAUGGAAACAUACAUAAAGUGUUUAAAAGGUUAUUAUUUUAGCAAUGGAGAAUGCCUUAUAUAGAAAAAGAAUUUAGUUACAUAAAAAUUAUCAUGUAGAAAUAGUUGUAUAAAAUGUAGUAAUGGUUAUUGUUUAAUUUGUUCAGAUUAAAACAAUUUCUUUUUAAAUUAUAUGGGAUAAUGUUAACUAUGUUCAAUAACUCAUUGUAAAUAUUGUUUCUAAUAUAAUUUAUACAAUCUAAAUGAGAAUUCAAUUUUAAACAAUAGAUCUGAUAAUAAAUAAAUAUCUGAAGAUUUUGAAGUUGGUUGUGCAUUAUGUUAAACAGGAUAUAUAUAUUCAUUCUAAUCAAAUUAAUGUCAUCCUUCAUAUGAUGAUAAUGGGUGUAAACAUUACAUAAAUUAUAAUGAACAAAUUGAAUGCUAUUCAACCCAAUUCGAUAAAUUAAGUAGUAAAUUUCAAUAAAUUGAUAAUUGUUAAAAUAAUUUAUCGAAUUGCGAUUAAUGCAUAUAUUCAAACUUUGGUAUGCUUAUAUGCAUUUAAUGUUCUUAUGGUUUUUUUAUUAAUAAAGUAAAUGGAUAAUGCAAUAAAUGUUUAGAUCUUAUAGCUCAUCAUGUUUAACAUUGUUAAAUUGUAGAUAAAGCUAAUUCAUUUUAUAAAUUAUCUUUACUAGGCUUUCUCUAAUAUUCAACUUAAUAAUUAAAUGAUUUAAUUACUAUUUUUAAUGAUUUUAAUAGUAUUUAAAUUGUUGAAUGCUAAAAUAAUUUUAUGGUAGAUAAAAUUUAAAAUUAAUGUGUUGAUUCAUGCACAAAUUGUGAUCAUUGUGAUUUUAUAAAUGGACAAAAAUAAUGUCUGAAAUGUACUUUUUAAUUGGAUUAUAUCAGCAAUUAUUAUUCUCAAAAAUUAGGAAAAUGUUAUCGAUGUCCUUAACUAUGCAAAUUUUGCUUAUAAAUAGAUGAAGAUCUUAUUUAAGUAAUAUUUCAUAAUAUAUUAGAAAUAUAACCCUUAUUUUACAAUCACUGAAUAAAAUAUUAAUUAGGCUAUGAAAUGUCUAAUUAAUUUUGAUCAAAACUUAACCUAUCUUGAUAAAAAAAGUGGUUUGAUACAACCAUUUAAUAAUCUUACCAAUUCAAAGUAAUUCUAUUCAGCUUAUAUUAAUUAUGAUUAUUUUGAAAGCUCAAGCUAUGAUGAUAUCAUUUAUAAAAGCGUUCGUAAAAUUUAUUAUCAUAUAUAAUCGCUAAAUAAUAAUCAAUAUCCAUUUUUAAAGAAUUAUUAUUCUGUAGCUAAUUUAAUAGUUAAUUUGGAGGGUGUUCUUUAUGAUGACGAAUCAUUAUAUUAUAUUAUUAAUGUAUCCGAAGUUAGAGCAUAUUAAAGAAAUUUUGAAAAAGAAAAACACUUUUAUGAUCUACAAUCAUUUUAUGGAGUAAAACUUUAUGCUGAAAAUUGCACAAUUCAAUAAAAAAUACUUUAAAAAUUAUUUAUUAUUAACUAACCACUUCUAGUUAAUCUCACUAUAUUUAACAUUUAAGAUAUUAGCUUCGAGGAGUCCUAAGUUAUUACAAUCAAUAGUUAUUUCAAAAAUUCACAUCUAAUUCUAUAACAUUUUCUCUUCUAUAACACUACUUUUUUAAAUAGUGUCUUUAUAUAACAUUUUACUGAUAAAUACGAUAGUAUCUAUUUUUUUGACUUAACCUUCACCAAUUGUUCUUUUAAAGAAAGUAUAUGGUUUUUUCAAAAAGGAACAGUGACUAUUAAUUUAGUAUAGAUGAGCCAUAUCAAAUUCAUAAAUUGCACGUUUAGAGAUAGCCUUGCUUUUUAAAUAACUGAAAGCACUGAUUCUUUUUCUAUUACAGAUUUUUAGGUUAUAAAUUGUUCAUUUUUCAAUUCCUCUCUAUUUAAAGGAUUUUCAAAUCUGAAAAUGAAUCAAAUAUGGUUAGAUAAUUUAAGUGUAAUUCAAAGCGAUUUAUUCAUUUAUUCAUUUUCUUAAAGUAACUAAACUGUAUUCUUGACUUAAUUAAUAUGUUAAGGACUUUUAUUAAAUAAAUCAUCAAUUUUCUUUUUUGAAAACAGGCUAAAAUAUUUACAAACAGAAGUUAUCAUAAUAGAUUGGAAUUUAGAAGUUAUUAAUUUAUAAUCUACUUUAGGAUAUAUUAGUGAUAGUUUUAUUUUUAUAGUUUCUAAUGUGAAUAUUAAGAUACAAGAUCUGAUAAUAUAAAAAAGCAUUCUAUUUUCAUUGUUAAUUUUUCAAAAUUGUCAAGUUAUUAUGAUAAAAAAUAUUUAAAUUUUAUAAAGAGAAAAAAUAGAAUAAAGUUUAGAUACACUAGAUAGUUAAAUUCAAACAAAAUAUUUAAUGUAUUUUUCCGAAUUUAUUUAAAUUACUAUUGAUAAUCUGAAAGUUAUAGGUUGGGUUUAAAAAAGUGAAUCAUUUUUAAUUAUAAAAUCUGACUCCUCUGCUUCUAAAUUUAUUCAAAUAUCUGAUUUUACUAUUGAUGAUUACUCAAAUUAUAAUAUUCUCAAUUAAAUAAACUCGAUAUUAUUCAUUCAAAUAGAUGCUGUUAUAUAAAUUAAAAUCACUAAAAGCCACUUUAAAAAAUGCAAUUUUUGGUAUAGAUCUCCAAAUACUGAUAUGAUGUCAGCAACUUUAUUAAGAAUUAAAGCACCUAAAUCUUAAAUAUUACUUGAUAAUCUAAUCUUUAACAUUGCAAAUAUUUAUAAUUCUUUUGAUUCUCUAAUUUAUAUUGAUGCUAAAUAAAUUUCAAUGCUUAAUAGUGAAGUAGAACAUGUUAAUAGUCAAAUAAAUAAUGAUCAAUUAAAAUCUAUUUGUGGAUUCUCAAUUUUUCUAGCAGAAUAUAUAAAUAUCAUUAAUACAACAAUGAGUAAUAUUAAAAGUUCUUAAUAUGGUUUUAUUUAUAGUUAAUUGAAGUUCAAAGGAAAUUUUAAAGUCAUUAAUUGCAUUUUCAAUAACCAUCUAAUUUCAAACAAUAAUUCUUACUUGACAUAAUUAGGAGGAAUUUUUACAAUUGAUGGAAAAUUAUCAAUGUUAAAUCUAAAUUUUAUAAAUGUUUCAGUACUAAACAUUUAUGUUGAAGAAAAAGCUGCCUUUUUAUACUUGAUUCCAUCUUCUCUUUCUAAUUAGAUAUAUAUGUAUAAUUUGACUCUCAUAAAUGUAAUUUCAAAAGAUAAUUUAAUGGGCAAAUUAUAGUUUCCUUAUUAGAGUUAAAACAAUUAAAUUGUAAUGAAUAAAAUCAGAAUUAAUAACAGUGAGAAUAGUUCUUAAAUCUAAAGAUUGAUUGAAAAAGAAAAAAGUUUGUAGAGAGACAUUAAUUAUGAAGGAGUUUUAUCAACUGCUUACAGGUAAAUUAUAUUAUUAAAAUAGUUCUGUCUUGAUUAAUGAUUUUAUUUAUGAAGGUUAUUUAACUCAACCUAUUUGUAAAUUAGAUGUAACAAGUAGACUAAGAAUUAGUAAUUUCAAAUUUGUAUUCCUUUCUAUUUUAAAUAAAAUACCAUAUUUUAUAGAUAUUAAUAUAUAGGGUGGAGAUUUAGUAUCUGUUGAAAAUAUGUAUUUUGAGAAAAUAAAUUUUGAAAAAUAAUUAGAAUAUUUUUUUAAAUUUAAUUGCUUUUUACUUAAAAAUGGUUUUAUAUCAAAUUAAAUUAAGUUUAAAGAAAUGGUAUGUCCUUAAUGUUAAAAUGGUUUAAUAACAAUAGUUAAUAAUUAAAAUCAAUUUGAAAUGAAGGUGACUGAGUACAUAUUUAUUGAUAACAAUUGUGGUAUAAAUAGCUGUUUAAUUCUAUAAAAUAUUUAAUUGGAAAUUAAAGAUUCUUAUUUUAUUAAUAAUUUUGCUCAAAAAAAUGGAAUUAUAUCUGGAAUAAGGAGUGAUCUAUAUUUAUAAAAUAGUAUAAUAAAAUAGAACAAAAUAAUUGGUUUAGCAGGGGCAAUAUUUUUAAAUUCAUCUAUAUUAGAUGCUUAGAAUUUAAUUAUAGUCAAUAAUUCUGCUAAUAUUGGAGGGGCAAUUUAUUGUGAAAAUUCUAUUUUGAAACUAAAGAUGUCAAAAAAGAGAAACAUAAUGUUAAUUGAAAAUUUUGCAUCAACUGGUUUAAACAAUAUUCGAGAAAAGGCUGUUUUUUUAAAAUUGAAUAUGUUUGGUUUACCUCUUUAAAAUACACGAUAAAUUUAAGAGGAUUAAAUAUUAGAUAGUCCAUCGUAUAUAAUCAACCAAAAAUAAAUGAGUAAAAAUGACACAUUCAUCAAUGUAGCAAGUGGUUAACAGUUAAAGGAAUUUAAAGAGUUUGACAAAGUUUAAAUGAAAUACAAUAAUUAUACUAUCUCAGUAGAAAUAGAAAAAUAUAAUUAAUUAGGAGAGAAGAUUAUUGAUAAUUAGGGAGAAAAGUGUUAGUUGACUUAAUAUUAAGUAAAUUCUGAGCUAAAUUAAACUAACUAUGAAAUUAUUUAAUCAUCUAAAAUUGAGAAUAUCACUUAUUUAUAUUUUGAUGAAAUGUAUGAAUCAUUUAAAUUGGAUAAUAUUAGUUUUAUUUUGGAACCUUACACAAAUUAAUCAAUAUUUUUGUUGAUUUUAAUAAAGUGUGAAGGAAUGUCACAAAAUUAUAAUUUUAUAUUUAAAAUAAAAACAUUACAAUGUUAAAUAGGAGAAUACUAUAACUAAAAACAAUGUUUAAGAUGUGAUGCUGAUAAGGGGUAUUAUUCACUUAAAAAGGAUUCGAUUGAAUGUUAAAGAUUAGAUCCAACAAAGAUGAAAGCUGUAACAUCAUAUUAAAUCGAAAUUCUGUAGGGAUUUUGGAGAUAUUCAUAUUAUUCAGAUAAUAUUGAAUAGUGUGAGAAUUUUGAUAAUUGUUUAGGAGGAUGGAAUGUUAACUAUGAAUCUUGCGCUGUAGGAUCUAUAGGUGCUAUUUGCAAUGAAUGUGAUAUUUAUAAUAUUAGAGGUUAAUCUUCUUAUAUCAAAACUUUAUCAGGUUUAUGUGAAAAGAAAGAAUAACAACAAGACAUUUUUAUAAUCACAAUUAUUUUAAUGAUAUUGUAAUUUUGUAAUUAAUAUUAGUACAUUUGUUGUUACAUAUGUUAUAUCUUUUCUGAAAACAGAUAUGUACAUUCAGUAUAAAAAAAUGAAAUACAAAACAAUUCAUCAUAGAAUAUUAUAUAGAUGUGAAAUAGGUAUAAAUUUAAUGAUUUUAAAGAUCAAUUGAAUACAAAUUUAAAAUUGUUAAUAAAUUUCAUGUAAAUUCUAUAUCCAAUAUUGCCACCAUUAAAAUUUAGUGAUAAUUUUUCUGCAAUUGCUUGGACAAUAGGGAAGUCUUCAAAAACAUUAUUGUUUUUAAUUAAUUUUUUGGCUGAUAAUUUUGAGAUUGAAAUUCUUUAUUUGAAGAUGAUUUGGGCAGUGAUUAUUCCAAUAAUUUAAAUUAGUACUUUGUUAUUUGCUUAUAUUUCAAUAAAUAGGAUUAUCAAAAAUUCUGAUAUUUAAGUAAUAUUUAUUUAAGCUUCUUGCAUUUUUUUGAUGUGUUAUUCUAUGCCAAAUAUCAUGGAAGAGUAAUUUAAUCAUUUUUUAUUUUUUUUAGAUUGAUAGUAGUUAUUUCAAGAAGAACUAUUGUAAAUAUUGAUUGGAUUGGGGCUAAUCUAUCAUAUAUAUAUUAUACAGAUGAGCAUCAAACUUGGAUUUGGUAAUUUGUAAUUCCAUCUAUAUGUUUAAUAUAUUUGGUUAUUCCUUUGAUAAUUUUUGGUGUAAUUUAUAAAAUGCAUCAAAAAUCUAAUUUUGAUUUAGCUUAUGGCAUUUAUGGAUAUCUGUGUAGUGAUUUUAAAUCAGAAUUCUAUUUUUGGGAAUUGGUUAAUUUGCAAAUGAAAUUAACUUUGAUUUUUAUUCUAUUUUUUUUUGAUAAUGAUUAAAUUAUCUUGAAAAAUCUAAUUGUAAUUGUUAUAUUGUUUGGAUAUUAUGGUUCAAUAGCUAAUUUGAAGCCAUAUUUAAAAACAAAUUUAAAUCACUUAGAAAAAUCUGGAAUUAUCUUAUGCUGUGUAUUAAUCUCAUUAAACGUUUUAAAAGUUGCAUCGAAUAAAUAUUUUUAUACUGAAGUAUUAUAUUUGACUGAAAUUUUAAUGUUUUUGAUAGUUUUAUUAAUACUUUUUUACACACUAUUUAAAAUAUUUGGUGCAUUUAUUCAUCAAAAUUACAAGUUUUUUGAUCGAAUAAGAAAGAAAAUUAAUUCUAGAUUUCCAAACUUAAUUAAUUAUGGAAAAUUUUUUGAACUAAACUUAAAAAUUAGAUCAGAAAUCAGAAAAAACACUUUCUAUAGAUUUCAGAGAAUCAAACUAUCUUUAAAACGAUUGAAAUAAAAUAACAAUAGAAGUGCAAGAGUCAUUAUAAAUCAUCAUCAUGAAGAUUUAGUGACAAAUAUCUUACGUUCUGAUCAAAAGUCUUUAAUACAACAAUAUUCUAUACAAAACUCAAUGAUGAAUUGA